Messenger RNA from Trichoderma reesei QM6a, 756 nucleotides. RefSeq lists its product as uncharacterized. The record is from RefSeq and is a predicted model, not a curated record. Bases 1 to 756 code for a protein of 251 amino acids. The transcript has 3 exons. Lineage: Eukaryota; Fungi; Ascomycota; Sordariomycetes; Hypocreales; Hypocreaceae. Gene Ontology annotation, molecular function: dioxygenase activity.
AUGGCUCUGGAGGUUAUCGACUAUCAGCGCUUGCUGGAUCGCGACGCCAAUGAGAUCAAGAGGCUGGUCAGCAUCUGUUCCAAUGCCGGGCUGUUCUUUCUGGACUUGAGAGGACAAGAGAGCAACUCCCUGCUGGCAGACUUGCAGCCCAUCAUUGCUGCUCAGCGCAACUUCUUUGGGCAGAAGCCCGAGAUGAAGAUGCCCUUUGCGAGUACACUUGACGGCCGAGGAUACGACAGUUUUGACGAAAUAUUCGUCCAGAGACUCAAGUUAUCGCGCGAGGAGCAGAUCCAGGGCUGUCUCGCCCUGCCCAAAGAUCUGCAAGCAGUCGAGGCAAAAGUCAGCAAUGUGUCCUCCAGAAUCGAUGCCAUUCUUCGUCAUCUCUCCAUGCUGCUAUGCCAAAAUCUGGACCCACCUAUCGCGACCAAAUAUCUGGACGAUCCUAACAGCACCGGCCUGAGCAACUUGUGUCUGGGUAUAUCGGCCGCAAAAGUUGGAACUCCGGUCAUGGAUGAGCAUUUGGACGAAGACCUCCUGACUCUUACCUUCUACGAUGAGCCCUUCCUGGAGGUGUUGGACAGACAGGCACAGAUGUGGAAAGCCAUUGAUGUGCUGGAACAUUUGCCGAUUGUAAAUGUCGGCGAUAGAUUCCAGGCGUUUUCGGAUGGGCGACUGCAUGCGCCUCUGCAUCGAGUUAAGCAGACACCGAAUGAGAUUAAUCUCAUUAUGUAUGAUUUGGAUGCAAGCAUACAGUAG